This is a messenger RNA of Apodemus sylvaticus (European woodmouse), 2457 nucleotides long. RefSeq names its product calcium release activated channel regulator 2B (gene Cracr2b). The transcript is spliced from 10 exons. Bases 1066 to 2247 code for a protein of 393 amino acids. The record is from RefSeq and is a predicted model, not a curated record. Gene Ontology annotation, molecular function: calcium ion binding. Lineage: Eukaryota; Metazoa; Chordata; Mammalia; Rodentia; Muridae.
GACAGUUGGGCUUUGAAGGGUCCUUUGAGUCCUGGCAGCUGGGGGCCCUCUCAGAAGGUCAGCCCUCUGGCAAGGACACACGUAAGCUGCUCUGUUUUCUCUGAGGCUUUCUGACUGUCUCUUGGGCAGUGUUUGAAGAGGCCAGCGGAUGUGUUUGGGAGUUUGAGACCCUCAGUUUAAUAAAAACUAAAGUGUUGGGUUGGAGUCGCCCAGCGGUUGAGCAGCUGUCUAGUGUGCACCAGGUCGGGAUUCCAUCUCAAGCACCAGGGGGAAAAUGUUUACAGAAGGUGUCACCCACACAUGCGCUCCACACGGUGACACAGUGGUGGAGGGUGUGGAGUUGACUUCAGGGCUGGAUCCCCGCGAAGGGUGACACUUGCUUCUGGAACUGAGGCCUGGGGACCAGGGAAGAUCAGUUCCUGACCCACACCCGGGCAUCUCGCCCAGAACUUCGUGCUUGGCUCCUCUUCCUUGAUUGUCACAGCUUCCUUGCCAGGUGCAUGUGCCUUUUCCACACCUGCUUCCCACCAGAACCCUGGGAGGGGUCCACAGUACCGAGGCGAAGUAGUGAGCGUUCACCAUGGUUUCCCGGAGUAGCCAGUGCUGUUUGUGUGUGUGUUGUAAUAGUCUCGGAAGAAGGGGAACUGCAAGUGGGGCGUAAGCCAACUGUCCAGUUGUAGGACUUAGCUUAGUCCUCCGAGCCCAGCGCCCACUUGCUCCUCCCAAAGGGGUGGGCUUAGCUGUCUGUCUGUAGGACUUAGCUCAGUCCUCCCAGCUCAGCACCCACUUGCCCCUCCCAAAAGGUGCACAGUGGCUGCGGUCGCAGCCCCUAGCCAACAAUAACGGUUGAUCUGGUUAUGGGACCUGGGACAGCAGGACUGGGAGAGCCGGCCAGGCAGGUCCCUGGCCUAGGUGCCAGGGGCCGCCCCUCGUCUCCAGGUCUUGUCCUAUACAGCGAGCCUGUUGUGGUUCUGCUUGAGAAUCACAGGGCCCCCCCAGCGCCUCUGCAGCCUGCGAUAGCCAGGCCAGCUUUUCAGCGCCUCCCAAGAGCCUAGACUUGCUCCUAUGGCCAGCCCUGGGCUGCCUGAAGCUGGGGAGGGCCAGGAGGGAGAGGAGACAACGGGGGUCUCAGCAAGGCAUGGAGCAGAGGUGCUGCAGCAGGCCCAGGAGCUCUUUCUACUGUGUGACAAGGAUGCCAAGGGCUUCAUCACUCGACAGGAUUUGCAGGGUCUGCAGAAUGAUCUUCCCCUUACGCCUGAACAGCUGGAGGCUGUGUUCGAAAGUCUGGACCAGGCCCACACUGGCUUCCUCACAGCCCGGGAGUUCUGUCUAGGCCUGGGGAAGUUUGUGGGGGUGGAGUCGGCCCCAGGAGGGUCCCUCUUGAGGACUUCUGAGGAAACCUUUGAGUCAGGCACAGGGGGCUCUCUGGAGGAGGAGGACGAUGUUGAGACAUUCUACACUUCCUUGGAGAAGCUGGGAGUGGCCCGGGUCCUGGGCGAGCAAUGGGCUGUGAGGACACUCUGGGUCGGGCUGCAGCGCGAGCGACCUGAGCUGUUGGGCUCUCUAGAGGAAGUUCUGAUGCGCGCAUCGGCCUGCCUGGAGGCGGCGGCCCGGGAGCGCGAAGGUCUUGAGCAGGCGCUGCGGCGGCGGGAGAGCGAACACGAGAGGGAGGUGCGUGGACUGUAUGAAGAGCUGGAGCAGCAGCUCGGGGAGCAGCGACACCGCGGGCAGAGCCAGAACCUACCCCGGGAGGAACAGAGAGGCCACCUGGAGCUGGAGCUGCAGAUCCGUGAGCAGGAGUUGGAGCGCGCAGGCCAGAGGCAACGGGAGCUGGAGCAGCAGCUGCAGGCCCGCGCUGCAGAGCAACUAGAGGCGCAGGCCCAGCACAUCCAGCUGCAGAGGGCCUAUGAGGCCGUACGAGCACAGCUGGACCGGGCACAAGAGCAGCUCAGCCGACUGGAGGGCGAAGCACAGGGUCGCCAGGAGCAAACCCAAAGGGAUGUGGUUGCUGUCUCCAGGAACAUGCAGAAAGAGAAGCUCAGCCUCUUAAGGCAGCUGGAGCUGCUGAGGGAGUUGAAUCUGAGGCUUCGAGAUGAGAGAGAUGCCUGUGAGACUAAACUUCUGGGCAGUAGCCACAGGAAGGCUCUAGCGAUUGCCCACAAGCCUGGACCCAUCUACUGCUGCUGCUGCUGUGGCUGGGCUCGGCCCCCCAGACGAGGCUCUGGCCAUCUUCCUAGUGCCCGAUGACCAACCCCAAAUGACUCACUUCCUUAUCCAGAGGACCGGUCCUGGGAGGGACUGGUCUUGGGUGGCCGUUGCUUGCCAAGUAUGUGGCUCUACCCAGAAAGCAUCCCAUGCCUGGAGGAACAAGUCUUAGAGUGGUCAAGGUCUUCAGUCUUUAUCCUGUCUUCCUUCAUCUUUGUCUAAAGGACAAUAAAGGCCAUUGUAUACUGUGCA